AUGUCGCAAGACAGGCACCGGAAUGUGCAAUCAUACACAACUGCACUCGGUACAAAGGCAUAUAUACUCGGAAAUGUUUGGGGUGGUGAGGCUUCUGAAGAUGCACUGAGUAAUGAGAUGUCUGCUGAGGUGCAACAACAUUCUUUACCUUCUUUAAGAAAACAUUGUACUCUUCCUGUUCGAAGUAGACCAUGGUGUAAAGAUGUUCAUCCACCAUAUCCUUCAGAAGGUGGUAAGUCAAAAAGGAGAAGAGUGAUGAGAGAAAGUGGUAAACGUUUAAUUACCACAUCUUUAGAUAAUAACACAGGUCCUGGGAUAACGGAUGAAUUACGACAUUUGUUGCCAACACAAAUUGUGGUGCCUCCAGUAAUGCAUACUGCUUCUUCAGAAGCUCCGUUACCGUUACCUACAUCGUAUUGGAGAAUUCCUCUUGCGCCAUUGAAUUCAUCCAGUAAUAAUAGUGUAGGAGUAAUAUCAUCAGAACCACUAGAAACGAAGUCUUUCAAUGCUAUUAAUACUACUAAACACUCUCUGUAUGAUGUGUCUACGCAUCAGGUAACAGAUUUACCACCUAAUCUGCCAAAAAUAUUUUCACCGACACCUCCAUCAAAUAUCCAUCAAACUGACCUUAAUAAUAAUUUUUCUCACUGUUCAAUGGAGGACCAUCAAAGUAUGUUGGAAAAUGGUUUUGUUUACUGUCCAGAUUGUGGUGUGAGGGUAAGUUAUGCUCCCUUAGUGGAGUACUCACCACAAGAAUGUCCUGUAACCCAUGAAAAAUUAAUGUGUGAUAUGGAAAGUAAUGAAAGGAGGCAGAAGAAGUAUUGUAUACUAUGCGGUUUUUUAAUAAAAAAUCAAACUGCACCACUUAAAGAGAAUCAAGAGAGGGAAACAAGAGAUGGGAAAUAUUUCUUGAGUAUGAACAAUUCUUCUGCUAGAGUACUAGAAAAUGUACGUGUGGAACCACCUUAUAUGGUGCCAGGACAGACUCUAAUUGCGACAGCGCUUUCUGAACCAUUAACUGGUUUUAAAACUGAUGGAGAUGAGAAGAAGAGAGUACAAAAAGAGCCUGGAAACAUAGAUUCUCACUUUACAGUUAGAAAUGAUGGUAACUUUCCAUCUCAAACUGCAACGGAAUUUCAGACUAGGGUUGAUUACCCCUUACCAGCUCCUUCUGGUACUGCGGCGAGUAGCAGUAAGGAAAGUGGAGGAACGGAAGCUUUCACUAAAGAGAAGGCGUUGGGAUCUUCUGCCAUGUUGACUGUACCACUACCACCACCACCAACAGCAGCAGCAGCAUCAGCAAGAUCAGUGGCAGCAGAAAAAGAAGAAAGUAGAUUAGAUAAAACUGUGGAAUCUCCUUUCACUUCUAUGAAAGGAAGACAUUUAGAAAAUGCCUCAGGUGUGGGAGUACAAGCUUCUACAUCUGCAGGGAAAGCCGUGGACGUCACAGCGGUGAAGCGAGAGUUUCUCUACACGGCCGGUGUAUCCGGUGUGUACUGUGGAUUACCAAAUUGUGCCUUAUGUGUGAGUUCGGUGGAUUCAUCAUCACCUCAUAUAGGGUCAAGUUGUCAACAUUCACCAGUUACAGAGGUAAAACGACAUGACGAGGCAAGUGUUAUAGUUGUACAUAAUCAUUACUAUCACAAAAUGUAG
Trypanosoma theileri is the source of this 1653-nucleotide messenger RNA. RefSeq lists its product as uncharacterized. Bases 1 to 1653 code for a protein of 550 amino acids. Lineage: Eukaryota; Euglenozoa; Kinetoplastea; Trypanosomatida; Trypanosomatidae. The transcript has a single exon. The record is from RefSeq and is a predicted model, not a curated record.